Messenger RNA from Porites evermanni, 2615 nucleotides. NCBI's taxonomy places the organism in Eukaryota, Metazoa, Cnidaria, Anthozoa, Scleractinia, Poritidae. The record is from the annotation of a GenBank genome assembly.
AUGGCGCAUUGCCCGAAGGGAGUCAGGGGAAGACGAGGCAGGCCUGGUCCCCCAGGUAAACACGGGCCAGCUGGGCCUCAGGGACCACAAGGACCAAGAGGAACUCAAGGAGAUCAGGGGCCUCCUGGACCUAAAGGCGAUCAGGGGCCUCCAGGACCCAAGGGUGAUCCUGGUGAAUCCAUCUCAGCUCCUUCGAUUGUGUCACCUCCGACGUCCAUCGUCGUAAACAAAACUGGUAUAGCGUCACUGCAGUGCGGGGUCAAAGGAAAUCCAGUGCCCCAGGUCACGUGGCUGAAGGAAAAUUCCAGUCUUCCCUCCGAUAAACGAAUCAUGCAAUCACGUGGCGACCUUGUGAUAAGAAAUGUGACGUCACAAGAUGAAGGAGUGUACACAUGUCGGGCAAGAAAUAUUCUUGGAGUGGUGACUUCAUCGGCCACAUUGACUGUUCAAGGUAAUUACUUUUAAUAUUAAAAUUAAUAUUAAUGUCCCAGUGUACAGGUGAAAAAAUCUACAGUAGCUUUGAGAUAACAAAGCUUAGCGAUUCAUAUUCAAACUACAGAUAAUUCUACUGUCUACUUGAACAAUUUCUCGUAGCAGAGAGUUUCGACAUCAAGCCCAAACUAUCUUACACGUAUGGAAAGUCUAUGAAGUUUCUGCACAUUGUAUUUGGCCUGUGUUCGGUAUGUUCUAAUAAGUUACAAUUGAGUAUCCUGUUCCCACAUCUAAACAAUAUGAAUACUGUUACUUUUCUAGAAAAAGUAUAUAUUAACUUAAGAUUCUUAAGAACGAAGAAUCUCUGGCAUGAUGUACGCUUGAGCCUGUUUACAUGAACAAAGGUCUUGUCCCCCAUACCCCAUAACAUCCCUGAUGUUGUCAAAAAAAGAUUAGGAUUAUCACACGGGAAAAUUGAAUCAUGGGACCAAUGCAAAUAAAACUUAUGGCUUACACUCAGCACGAUAAAUCCGUAGUCGACAUCAUUCCUUAGCUUUUGCAAUUAAGAUAUCUGUCUCUUAAGCAUUUUCUUUGACUACCUUGUCUUAAGAUAUUGGCUGCAGUGUUGGAUUUGCAGUUAAACCGAUAAACCUUACAGUCAGAGUCGUAGUGGAGGUGUUAAGAGCCCUAAGGGUCGUUAUAGGCUUAACUGAAUCGCAAUCGCAAGAAUCAAAAUGUUUCCAUUUUCUUCCUACUCCCCUCGGCUAUCAUGACUCCGUCGAAUUACGGGCUCGUGAUCGACGGAGUUGCAAGCGAAUUAUAGCGCUCUCUCUACUAAAUCAUCACACGGGAGCUUUUACGUACAACCCCAACCUCGAAUCUGUCAUAUUUUACGCUGGUGCAUUAAAUGGGACGGAAAAAGUCGUUCAUGAACUUCAAAGUGAUCGGCUAAGUGUCAGGUUAACUUAAAGGAAAUUCCCUAGGAUGCUUUUAAGUUAAUUGACGUGCAGUUUUUUUUUCUGUUAAUCAGUUGCUGCCUUAGCUUGUUCACAAAAAAGCCUUCGUCUGUUAUCCUUGAAGAAGGAGAAAACGUAACCCUUGUGUGCAAAGCUUCUGGUCUGCCGAUACCAACGAUCACAUGGCAAAAACCAUUAGGUUAUUUGCCAAGAGGAAGAACUGCAGUGAUCGAUGGGAAUAUGACUUUAAUUAGUGUAACUAAAAAGGAUACUGGGACUUACGUAUGCUCAGUAAAGAAUCUCCUUGGAGAAGACUUCGCUUUGGCCGUGAUAACAGUGAUUGACAGGCUCAAAUUUACCGUGACACCUCCUUUAAAGAUUGCCGCAUCUGUGUUCAACAACCUGACGCUAAAUUGCAAAGCCCAGGGAGCCCUAGAAAUGACUUGGAAGAGGACAAACAAAAAUCUUCCUCAAAACCACGUUUUUAUUUCAAACGGAAGUUUGUUUCUCAAACAGGUGACUGCAAAUGAUGACGGAUCUUACACAUGUGUUGCAAGAAACUAUCAAAAAACAAUUGAGGCAUCAUGUGUUGUAGAAGUGCUCAAACCCAUGUCCUGUAGCAGUAUAAAAUCAGGCCACAGUGGAAGCUCUUCAGGUAAUUUUAUUAUUGACCCUGAUGGAAAAGGAGGCCUGGCUUCGUUCAGUGUGUAUUGUGAUAUGAGUGACAAGGGAGGAGUUGGCGUGACAGUCAUAAGUCACGACAGCGAGAGGAGAACAUACGUUGCUAACAUUCCUGGGUGUGAGGUUGAUAAACCAGGAUGUUACAGUAAAGAUGUAACUUACAGUGGAGUCAGCACCGCUCAGCUAGCAGCACUCAUUCGCAUUUCGCAGAACUGUGAACAAUUCAUCAAGUUUGAGUGUAAUAAUGGUGUAGGAUUUGUACCGGAGUCGGUUGCCUGGUGGACGUCACGUGAUGGGAUGAAAAUGAACUACUGGGGAGGAGCUGGUGGGUCAUCUAAUAUGUGCGCAUGCGGGGUAACAAACUCUUGCUCAAGUGGAAAAAAAUGCAAUUGUUAUAACGGUGGCAGCGGCUGGAGAGAGGACAGCGGUCUACUAACGGACAAGUCUGCAUUACCUGUGUCACAGAUAAGACUGUCAGACCUGAAUGACCCAGGUGAACAAGGAUAUCAUACAUUAGGAAGGCUCAAGUGUUAUGACCUGGCAUGA